This is a messenger RNA of Corvus hawaiiensis (hawaiian crow), 12200 nucleotides long. RefSeq names its product dynamin binding protein (gene DNMBP). The record is from RefSeq and is a predicted model, not a curated record. Lineage: Eukaryota; Metazoa; Chordata; Aves; Passeriformes; Corvidae. Gene Ontology annotation, biological process: intracellular signal transduction. The transcript is spliced from 18 exons. Gene Ontology annotation, molecular function: protein binding; guanyl-nucleotide exchange factor activity. Gene Ontology annotation, cellular component: cytoplasm. The coding region runs from base 6322 to 11151 and encodes 1609 amino acids.
GCCCUCCAGCCCUGCGUGCCCGGCUGGGUGCGCGCUGUGUCCCAUCCCACAGCACCCACGCUGCCCGGGGAGCACUUGGGUCACCUGGGCAGCGGGGAGCAGCUGUGCGGCACAGCGGGAGCCGCCCGUCUGCUCCCCUCAUUGCAUGUUGGGAUUGUGGUCUCUUAAGCCGUGUUUGUGCAGGCAGUGGUAAGUCUGGUGGUCACCGCCAGGCAGGCAGGCAGGCAGCUGAUGGGAGCUGGUGUUGCCUGGACAGCUUGUUGCAGGGGAGCACCUGGCCCUGUAGAAGCAAUGUGGGCGUCCCACAGUGGUUUCGCACCCGGAGUCUGUAGUUGUUUCACCGAUGAGGGUAGCACAAGUGGUUGUACACAGAGGGCAGAAGCUCCAGGCUGCAGCACUGUGCCUUUCCUGGGUGCUCUUCCGAGGGCAUUCACUCUGUUCAAGGCAGCCUGAGAAGAGAAAUUUACAAGAAUUCCGUGUUUGUUUUCACUCCAGUAAACGCAAAUCCCUCUUGCAACACGGGCAGCCUGGCCCCGUUGCCUUGUACUUUAACAGAGAUGAACUGGAAGUGUCUCCUCCAGUGGCCGUGCCAGGGGAUGAAGUCUUGGAUUACCCUCAGCACAGUGUGAGAGGCAGCUGCUGCUCCUCUGCUGUCCCUUUUGCUGAUCCUAAGUGGUACCUCAGCUGAUCCUGUCCUUGAUGCAAUUUUGCCUUUGGGUUCAAUCAUCUCUGCUGCUGUUCCUGGUGUUUGAAAUUGUCCCCCCACUUCUGACCUUUCAUCUCUCAUUCUCCUUGCCGUAGUACCUAGGAAGCCUCUGGUUGUGUCAUAAGCAUUAACAUCUGCUUUGAGGUUUGUCAUGAUUCCUUUCAGUUUCUUCUUUAAAGGCUCUCUUUCCCCUUGUCUCUGCCAUCCUCGCCUUUGCUUCCAUUGAGAUUUUACCUCUUCGUCUGAAAGAGUUCAUAGAUAGAGAGUUUUCAGUUUUGCAGAUGCUUUGCCAAAUACAGCCUCUGUACCGUGCUACAAGACGUCACCAUCAUCCCCCUCAUCUUGACUCACUCUGGCUGCGAGUCAUGCUGGGCAGUGUCUAAAUGUGUCCUGCUUGUGUGUGAGGCCUCCAUAGCGCCGGUAGUACCCACGUCUCUGAGCUGGCCUCCGCUUUCUGUUCGUGAGAUCCUCUGUUCUGUCAGGGCCAAAGGUUUCAGUUUUCUCUCCAGCUGCUCUGCUUAGAAUUAGCAGUGACAUUAAAAACUAGUAUGAACAUACAACAGUUUUAAAGAGCUGUUGAUAUGGGAUGGGAGGAGCUGAGCAGUAGGGGCAGAGAGGAAAGGAGUGAUUCUCAGAGCUUUACAGGGCACCACCUCUGCUAGUGUCAUGGGAGCCAUGGCUGUGUCACCUCUUGGGGUUCUGAGUGCAGCUGAGGUGUCCCUGCAGUGGGUGACAUCAGAUGGACUUUGUGACAGUAGUGAUGUGAGCUUAGGUGGGACAGCCUGAGCUGUGCUUACCUUAGCACUUCACUGCCUUAACUGAUGAUUUCCCCUCAACCUCCAGCAAAAGUAUAUUUCUAAUCACGUUGCUCAACCCCACUUCUGAGUGACACAGCUUUUACUUUGUCUUAUUUUUAGAACCUUUCUGUUGGGAAAUAAAAUUUAUUGCUUCCUUCUCAGGAGCACCUAGGGACUCUGAAAGGAAGAGGUCCAGGUAGCAGCAGAACCCCCGCAGCAGAACCCCCGCUGGGGAUUGAGAUUCUUUGGAAAUGGCGGCAAGCAAAGAACAGUUUCCAAGUCAAACUCAAGUAAUUUCCAGAUUUCUGGAUUUCCCACCCAGCAACCAAAGCAUCAUAAUAGGCUUCUGUCCAAAAGUUAUUUUGAAGAAUAUUGUUUAGGGUGCAAAAUCAAGUGCUACAGUGUUAAGGAAUGAGCCCCAGUUCAACUUGUUUUGGAUAUGUACUCAAGGUGUAAUGACUAAUUUUGUAAUUGUAUGCCACUUACCACCAGUAGCCCAGCCACAGGUACUGCACAGUAGUGGUGGUCUUCUCUUGGGGUUUUGUCUGUUCCUUAUUCUAAGUUGUAUUGUUUUAGCCUGUCUGCAAAACUGGCAAGAGACACAACCGUGCACCUUGGGGUGGGAGAAGACAGGACUUUGUAACAGUCUGUAAGGUGAAAGCUGCCACAGCAUACAGAAUUUGGGAAACUCUUGUCUCUCAAGCUGGUGUUCUGGCCUUUGUAUGCUUGAGUCCCCACUGCCAGAGAUUAAAUAUCCAUCAGGCAUCUUGCUCACAUGUUGUGGCAAGGUGUUCUGCUUUGCAUUAAAAAUUGAUGCUGUGCUCUAGUUUCCAGAUGACUUUUGUUUGCUUGCUGUCUGUCUCAGCAUGAGCUCCUCUUGCUUCCUUGCCAUGCCACUCUUAACCCACACAAACACCACCAGCCUGCCCUCAGCCACGUCCUGCAACAGAGCAGGUGAGAACACUGACAGCCAGAGCCCAGCAGGAGAGAAGCAGUGGUUUGAAUUACUUGUUUGGUACAUGGUAGAGCUCCUGUGCCACACAGGAGGCCAGAGCUUGCUUAAGCAGCCCUUUACUUGGUAGUCCUGGUUCUUGAGGGGUUGGUGAUCCAACCUCAAAUGUAUUCAUAUCAAUGAUUUUUGAUAAAUCAGGUCACAUACAAAAGCUAAAGAGAAGCUAUUUCUUUUUAAAGGGAGGAGAUUCCUCUUCCUCCUGGGAGCCAUGUGGCAUUAGGAGGUGGAGUGCAGAAGAGCUCUCAUGUUUCCCACUGUGUGAAGCUGAGCAGGGGGACUCUUUGGGAUCUGCUGAGACAAGCAACAUGUCCUAACAAGAAGCUGCAGUGAUCAGCGUUUCCCUGGUGGGAGAAGGCUCCUCUCCUCAGCACCAUUAGUUGCAGGUUUGCCCUGCUUGCUGCACAGUCCAUUCUGUUGGGAUUCAUAGGAUCAGCUCUGCAUUUGCUGGAGCCACAGUCCCUGCAUUGGCACCAUCUCCAGCUGGGGCCCAGGCAGCCUGGCUCAAUGGGGUAUUGUUUAUUCCACCCAGGAAUGUGCAGGCGAGCAGGGACCUCGGGGAGCUUUACACAGCAACAUGUUCUGCUCUGAACAGGGAGAGUGACUGCGGGUGGCCACAGCUCUGAAGGCUGGUGGGAGCGGUCAGGGUGUGCUGGUGUGUGGGUAAAGUCCUACCCUAGAAAUGUGCAUGAGGACUGUGCAGGCUGUGCAGAUGCAUUGGGGUAUGGAGGAGGGCUGUCCAGAUUUGGAGAACACGGGAAGGAACAGAGGAAAAAGGUAGAAAUAUCUUAGUAUGUAGUUAGUAAGCUUCUGUUCUUGACACAAUGGUGUGAGAAGCCAAGCAUUAACUCCUGGUUCCUCCCACUGUGUGCUGGAUACUGUUCCUGCAGCCUAGAGUGCAGCAAGAGCUGCAGCAGCUCUCCUGUCAAAGCCAGUCCCAGCAGCUGGAGGGUGCACUGAACUGAGGGGUGUCUCUGUCACUGGGGGUGGAUUGUGUUUUCAGUGAACAGACAUUGAGCUAUAAUGAGUAGAAGGAGGUAUGAAAAGACCUAGGUGAAAUGCAAGGUGUUUUUCAAUUUUUAAAAAGAUCACUGACAGUAUUUGUUUAAUAUUUUUAAUACUAAUUUCUCCAAUAAUUUUGUGUCAAGCUUGUCUUUUGUACGUGUCUGGGAGUAUGACCGUUCCUCGUCUACUGUUCAUGCAGGUUCUGAGAUUUUUAUAGAGAUUGAGACAUCUGGACAAGAAUCCACUUGUCCCUCUUGUGCAAAUCCUGCGUGCCUGUGGAAGCCCACAUGGCAUGUUUUGGUCUGUUUGGUGAAAUGUUAGUUUUUCAGUUACAGUACUGUCAUACUGUCCAUAGUCAGUUCUAACAGUGCUGCUUCAUGAGUGAGAAGCUGGAAUGUAUUAUUUAGUGGGGAAACAAGUGGCAAUAGCACCUGUUAAGUUUGGUCUCCUUGCUGCUUAAUUUGUGGCAUCCAUCCAUCACUUUUUUUUAUCCCAUGGUCUUAGCAGUGCUUUGGGAUAGGAGUGGAUUAGCUGCCCUCAAACCCUUUGGGUCUCCCUUUUUACUGGAGCUGUUAAUACUUCUUGUAAUCAGUCUAAAUGGUCUCUUCACAUUGCUGCCUUAUCUCUUAAGUGCUUAAAAUCGUUGCUUCAGCAUCUUUAGUAGUCCUGCCUCCAUCUAAGUGAGGGUACUUUUAGCAAGUGCCUGACAAUUAGAUUUGAUGCUGGUGAGUCCAUUAUUCAAGAUUUCUUACGCUGCACAAUUUCACCUGCAAAAAGAGGAGGGAUAGAAGAAGUUGUCAGAGUCUGUGUGUAAAUGCCUUUUCUCGGCUGCUGUGACUUGACCCAGUCUGUGCUGAAGAUCUUGAAACAAUAUUGUAACAGAGUUAAUAGCCAUCAUUUCAUUCUGGUCCCUCCUCUCAUCAGCCCACGCUGGACCAGACACACUCCAGAGCUAAUAGCAAAAUGGGAUAAGCAGUGUUCCAUGAAGGUAAUGUUAGUUAGUAUGUGCUGAGCAUGCAUGCAGGCUGGGGGCAGUGAUUAAUGCCCUGGGAAUCCACUCUCUGCCUUGCUGCACAAUGCUGUUGUGUCAGGCUCGGAGCCUGGCACCAGGCAGGCUGUGGUCGGACGCCAGGAACACGUUACCUGGUUUGUGCAGGAUCAGGCAGUGAGACAGAGCCUGUGUGUUCUCAGCAGGGCGAGUUCCUGCUGCGCCACAGCUUCAUACUUGCACAGUGAGGUUCUCUUUGGAUGCGGGUCUGCUGCUGGGCGGGGGCAGGAGUCCUGCGAUCCGCAGUCCUGACCUCCGCCAGCCUGAAAUCCCAGAGUUUGCUCAGUUGUGGCAGAGCUCUCCCUCCUUCCCUCUGGCAGGCAGGGAUCACCCAUCCUUGAGGUGAGAGGGGAUGGUGCUUGGCCAGCUGUCAGGAGCCGUGACUCACAGGGGAUCACAGGCAGAGCCCUGCUCUCCCUGCAAUCUGCUUUUACUUCUGGAGCCUCUGCGUGAGCUGUUGCUGAAUGUUUGUUUUCACUAGAUCUAGGGUGGAUCUCGGAGAAGCUCGGGUCCACUAUUAAGCCUAAAGAGUUGGACUCAGUAAGUUUCCAGUCUGGAAUAUGCUGGGAGGCUUCCUUCUCUAGGUGGGGGUUUGUAGAAAAUGUUGGCAGGCAGCACUGCAUGGAGUAAGACAAGGCCAAGGUCCUGGAAAACAUAAUAUUUUGCGUUCAAUUCAUGUCAUGGAGCAACCAAACUCUGCAAGACUGAUUCACUACUUGCAAAUACAGGGGCAUGCUGUCUAGACUCAGACGGAGUCAGGGAGUGAUCUUGCUCUUCUUGGUACUGCUGAGGGAACAUGAGCCUGCUGGGAUUCUUUUUUUGGCACUUUCAGAAGUUGCUUCAUGCUUUCUUACGAGCUGCCUCUCAGGGAAUGCUUUGGACGUGAAUAGGUUAGUGGUUUAUUAUAACUGUAAUUAGUAUAUACAUGCCGGAACUAUUGCAGUCCUGCCCAUCCCUCUCUAUCUUCUGUCUCAUUGGAAAAUCUUGCACAUUUUAAUGAUGAGUCCCCAGAGCUGCAGGUGUGUUAAAUGAAGUGACACUCCUAUUCUCAUGGGCAGGAUCAGUGGGAGGGCCAUAUUCUCAGCCCCAGUGACUGCAGCAAAGCCAGGGUUUGGGUCUGCAGCACACAUACUGUAAUCCUUGCAUUCCUCAGCCCAUUCUUACAUUACACCUUUGACCGAAGAAAUACAAGAGAUCUCACUGUACCAUCAUGUGCUCCUGGAGAAACUACCCCAAGGCAGCAAUUAUGCCUGCAAUAUGUUUUCCCCUCUUUGUCCAGUGCUGCUGUGAAGUUUGAAUAUUCAGAGUACGGCGAGGAUUCCUAGGAGCCUGAGCUCAGCUGGCAGCCUGUCUGGGGGUGGAGGGCAGCCCGGAUGCCUGCAAAGGGCUGCUGCUGCCGCGCCUGUUGCUGCUGCUCCUGUUCCCAUGAGAACAUGCAGCAGGCAUGCCCCAGCCACCCCACCUCAAACAGCACAAGGAUCCUAACUUGUCUUUAGUAUUUUCAAGCUAAUUGAUGGAUCUUCCAUCUUUUUCCCUGCUCCACAUGGUCAUGUUUUUAACACUGUUACUCCUUCUGCUUCAGUAGGUUUCUGCUACCCUGAACUGCAGCUCUUUGUGCUCCUGAUUCACUCCAGUCCAUUCAUGUCUUUUUGGUGGCAGAGUGCUGUCUGCUGCUGGAUAUUGGGCUCUUUGUUUGUACAGCCAGCACAAAGCUGGUGACAAAGGGACAGCCUGUGUCCCAAGGAGCCCACGUGCUAUGGGGAAGGCAGUGGAGAGCAAUAGGAUCGACAGACAGGAUGGCAGAGGAGGUGAGUCGGACUGGAUAAACAGAGUGGUCCCGUCAGCAGAACGCCUUUCCCUGGCUGGAUCCCCCACUGGCACUCUCGCUGGAAGUUGGCCGCACCUCGUCAGCAGGGACGUAUUUCUCCUCGCUGUGUUAGCUUCCCCUCUUCCUGACUCUCCGGGGCUCAGCCUUAGGCACCGACCCGCCUUCAGACCCUGCACAAUGGAGGCUGGCUCCGUGGUACGGGCAGUCUUCGAUUUCUGUCCCAGCGUCUCUGAAGAGCUGCCCCUCUUCAUGGGAGAUGUCAUUGAGGUGUUGGCUGUGGUGGAUGAGUUCUGGCUCCUCGGCAAGAAGGAAGGUGUCACAGGGCAGUUUCCUAGCAGCUUUGUUGAACCUGUGGAUAUUCCCCCUUUGAAGCAGGGAGAAAAAUUGUUUGUUUGUACCAAUGACUUCACAUCUCAAGAGCCAGGGAGCUUGUCACUGCAGAGAGGAGACUUGGUGAUCCUGGGGGGGUCCCUGGCCUCCAGCUGGCUCCAGGGCCGAAGCAGCUGGGGUUCCAAGGGCUUUUUCCCCUCAUCAUGUGUGAGGGAGCUGUGCCUUUCAGUUCGGAGACGUCAGCUGUCCCAGAGCACUCUCCUGGAGGUGCCUGCCUACUCACUGGGCCAAGCCCGGGCCCUGAUGGACCUGUCUGCUCAGCUGGAGGAGGAACUGGACUUCAGGGAAGGGGAUGUGAUCAACAUUGUUGGUGUCCCAGAGCCUGGCUGGUUUGAGGGUGAGCUCAGAGGCUGCAGGGGCAUCUUCCCAGAGGGUUUUGUGGAACUGCUUACUCCUCUGCGAGCACCAGGAACCUCAGUGGAUCCAGAGCCCACAGGGACUUGUGACACCAAUGGGACAGUAGACAUGCCCCCCAAAGAUGACAACGAGCCAGGGAGUACUUAUGGUGUUGCCCUCUAUCAGUUCCAAGCCCUGGAGUCCCAGGAACUGGAUUUUGAUGUAGGUGACAGGAUUCGGAUUGUAGGCAUUCUGGAGGAUGGCUGGCUGGAGGGGGAGCUGAGAGGAAAACGUGGCAUCUUUCCACACAGAUUUGUGAGGCUGGAAGCCUCUGAGGCCUGCAGGGAAAAGGUGGGUACUGGGGAUCUGCAAGGUGGAGGCAGCUGUGGAUUGACCAUCCAUCAAGAUCCAGAAAGCACUUGCUCUGAAACUCUUCCUUUGCCAGGGAAAGAUAGCAGGGAAAAGGAGGAUGGCUUGGCUGUAUACCCUGAGCCUGCCACCAUUUUGUCUCACAAGGCAGGGAGGUCAGAGGGUCCUCUUGGCACUGACUUGAGACAGCACCAGGCCUCUCCCAGCACGGGACCCCAAGAGCCACAUCCAAAAGGCACAGGGGGCUCGGUCUCCUCUAACCACACGAAGACAGUCAAUGGCAUUCUCCCCUCUGCUCAGCUGCCUCCCCCACAGGGCAACAGGCCUGGCCAAGCAGGUGAAUUGGAGCCUGGGGGGACCCUUUCAGCCUCCCCAGGAAACUCAGAAACUCACCCCCUUCCUCAGCACGAUGGAGACAGCCCCAUUGUGCCCUUGCAGGCUCCCCACUUCCCCCAAAAUCCUUGCAGGAGCCAGGCGAUUUCAUCUCCUAACAGCUGGGCAGCAUCUCAGCCCCAGGAGAGCCAGAGCAGCACCCAAGACCUAGACAACUGGAUGGACAGUAAACAGGAGAAGUCCAAGCCCUGUUCCAGCUUAGGAAUUGCUCAGGUGGGCCUGGACACACGGGCUGGGAGCUGGAGGGAGUGCUGCCCUCUUGCAGUGCAGGGGGAUGGCUGCGUGGACCUGGACUCCAAACUGACAGAGCAGCUGGCCCAGUUUGAGAAGAGUCUGUCAAGUACUGGUGUGGAGCAGGACAAGGUCUCCCGUCACUUCUCUAUCUUGGACUACAGCUCUGAGAAAGACAUUGUCCGUGGCUCUCCUGAAGCUGUGUCCCACUCCAGGCAGGCAGAGAGGAGAAGGGCCCUGAGGCCACCCCCUCCUCGGCCCAGCAGCCUUGCGACAACCGCUGUGCACGUGCAGGGUGGCCAAGUGCCCAAAGGCAGGUCCCUGUCCUUCUCGGUCAAACUCUCCCGGCCUGCACCCCGGCCCCCAUCCAGCAGCCAGCGGAAAAAUGUGGUCCCUGCACAGCUUCAGCCCAGCACCCCAGAGCAGCAGGUGGAGGAGGGACGUGAGGACUUGACACAGGCAGGAUCAGCCUCCUCCAGCUCCAUCCUGCUGACUAGAAUUGGAGAGGUGGAGCGAGAUCUGGAGGCGUACAGCAAGACCCGUGCCGAGCUAAGGCUGAUGCUGGAGGAGCAGCAGGAUGAGCUGGUGAGAGCAGAGACCAUGGAAAACCUUGAUUUCUGUGACUCCAACAUUGAGAGCCUCAGCAUGGAGCUGCAGGAGUUGAGAGAGAUGACUCUCCUGUCCUCCCAGACACCAUCCCUGGAGCCGUCCUCGGCCGCCACUGAGAGCGCAGAGCAGAGGAUGCUGGAGAAGAGGGCCAAAGUUAUUGAGGAACUGCUUCAGACAGAGCGGGACUAUAUCAGAGACCUGGAGAUGUGCGUGGAGAGGAUCAUGGUGCCCCUGCAGCAGGCACAGAUGCAGAACAUAGACUUUGAGAGCCUUUUUGGAAACAUCCACAUGGUAAUUAACUUCUCCAAGCAGCUGCUGUCCACCUUGGAGGCUUCAGAUGCCAUUGGGCCAGUGUUCCUGACACAGCGUGCAGAGCUGGAGAGUGUCUACAGGGUGUAUUGCCAGAACCAUGAUGAGGCCAUUGCACUGCUGGAAACCUAUGAGAAGGAUGAGAAGAUGCAGAAACUACUUCUGGACCUGCUGGAUAGCCUCAGGAGCCUGUACAGUGAGUGGGGUUGCACAAACUACAUUAACCUGGGCUCCUUCCUCAUCAAGCCCGUGCAGAGGGUGAUGCGGUACCCACUGCUGCUGAUGGAGCUGCUGAGUGCCACCCCUGAGGCUCACCCUGAUAGGGCACCACUCACAGCUGCUGUCCUCGCAGUCAAAGAAAUCAACGUCAACAUCAACGAGUACAAGCGCCGGAAGGACCUGGUGCUAAAGUACAGAAAAGGGGAUGAGGAUAGCCUCAUGGAGAAGAUCUCCAAGCUCAACUUCCACUCUAUCAUCAAGAAAUCCAACCGUGUGAGCAGCCACCUCAAGCAUCUCACAGGCUUUGCACCCCAGCUAAAGGAUGAAGCCUUUGAAGAGACAGAGAAAAACUUCCGGAUGCAGGAGCGUCUGAUCAAGUCCUUCAUCCGGGACCUUUCCCUCUACCUGCAGCAUGUCCGGGAAUCAGCUUGUAUGAAGGCACUGGCAGCAGGGAGCAUGUGGGACCUGUGCACAGAGAAGGGAAGUGGGGACUUGGACCAGUUCCAGAAAGUGAACCGUCUCAUCAGCGACCAGCUCUUCUCCAGCUUUAAAGAGCGGACGGAGCGGCUGGUGAGCUCGCCCCUGAGCCAGCUGCUGAGCAUGUUUGCGGGGCCCCACAAGCUGGUGCAGAAACGCUUCGACAAACUCCUCGACUUCCACAACUGCACCGAGCGAGCGGAGAAGCUGAAGGACAAGCGAACGCUGGAGGAGCUGCAGUCAGCCCGCAACAACUACGAGGCCCUCAAUGCGCAGCUGCUGGACGAGCUGCCCAAGUUCCUGCGCUUCGCCAAGGAGCUGUUUGCCAGCUGCGUGCGGGGCUAUGCCGAGGCACACUGCGACUUCGUGCGCCUGGCCCUGGAGGAGCUCAGACCCCUGCUGUCGUUGCUGAAGGUGUCUGGCAGGGAGGGGAACCUGAUUGCCAUCUUCCAGGAUGAGCACAGUCGAGUCCUCCAGCAGCUCCAGGCCUUCACCUUCUUCCCAGAGUCCCAGGCGGCUCCCAAGAAGACUUUUGAAAGGAAGAGCAUGGAACGGCAGUCUGCCCGGCGGCAGCCCCUUGUCGGCCUGCCAACCUACCUCCUGCAGUCAGACGACAUCCGAGCCACCCUCCUGGCCCGCUAUCCCCCAGAGAGCCUCUUCCAGGCUGACCGCAAUUUCAAUGCUGCCCAAGACCUGGAUGUCUCCCUGUUGGAAGGAGACAUUGUGGGCGUCAUCAAGAAGAAGGACCCCAUGGGCAGCCAGAAUCGCUGGCUCAUAGACAAUGGGGUGACGAAGGGCUUCGUGUACAGCUCCUUUCUGAAGCCCUACAACCCCCGCCGCAGCCAGUCAGACAUCUCCGUGGGCAGCCACUCUUCCAACGAGUCGGAGCACGGCAGCUGCUCUCCCCAAAGCAACGCCACCCUGACCUUCAGCCCCAGUGGGGCGGCUGUCACCUUCACUCAGAAACCCCUCCAGGACUCUGCCUCACCAGCAGAUGUGUACCAGUCCCCACAGCCCCCACUGGAGGUGGACUCCCCCUCUCUGCCCCAGCUUGGCUCUGGUGACAGGACAGCCCCACUGGCUGGGACAGUGACGUCUCAGCGCCGCUACAGCCGCCUUGAGCCGGGCUGCAGCCCCAGCUCUCGCAACAGGCACCCCACCAAAGCACAUCUCAGGCCCACACCCUCGAUGGAGGACAGAGACUCUGGGCUGGAGAACAGCGAGUCAGAGGGCAACCAGGUCUACUACGCUCUCUACACCUUCAAAGGCCGAAACACCAACGAGCUGAGUGUGUCAGCUAACCAGAGACUGAGGAUCCUGCAGUUUGAGGACAUCACAGGCAAUCAGGAGUGGUGGCUGGCCGAGGCCCAUGGGAAGCAGGGCUAUGUGCCCUCAAGUUACAUCCGGAAGACAGAGUACACGUGAGACAGCAGACAGAGCCUGCACCCCAUGCCUUGUUCCUGCUGAGACUGCUAGGGGCCUGGGGGAGGCUGGGCAGCCCUGCAGCCCCCACUGCUCACCCUGAGGCUAUGCCUCUUACAGCUGUGCAGUGCUUCUGGGCCCCAAGACACUGUCUGCCAUUACCCCUUCAGGGGAGGGAAGAAGGGUGGGCUGGCCGGGUAGGCAGGAGCAGGCAGCUUCUAUGAGGGCAGGGGUGAGUUCACCCCUGAGGUGUGUUUGACAUCCUGUGUCCAGCCAGGAGCAGGGGAGCAAAGCUUAGGGCUGGGGCCUGCCCAGGAGGGUAAGGCUUGACUAAGGCUGAGGAGCUGCUGUGGAUUUAAAUUGUGGAAGGCUAUUGCUGAGUUUUUGGAGGUUGUCUUUAGUCAAGUAGUACUAAAAGCAGCUCAGACCCUGUGAAUGUGCUCCCUGUGCAGCAGGAGCCUAGUCUCACCUGUCUCUGCAGGACUGGGGGUGGGACAUUUACACAUUGCCUGGGGAAGCAGCUCUGAGGGUUGCUGGGAGUAGUUGAGCUCCAGGCCUGGGAUGGGUAUGGCCUCUGAAACCCUCACAACAAAGCCCGCAGCAGGUGCCUUCUCCCAGGGGCUUGGCCUUUCCAAGAUCUGCUGAUGCCAGCAGCCAUCAGGUUCUCAUCUUUCAGGUGAGCCAGAAGCCCAGAACACCAUACCUUUGUCAGCAAGGCAAGGUAUUAGUUGUGCCCAGGACCCAUCUAUGCACUGGCAUGCCCCACCUGGCUGCUCUGGGCUGGGGCAGGGCAGAAGCUAUCCUUCAGCCUGUUUCUUGGGGUGUCUGACCAGAAUUGCCUCACCUGUGCUUUCCUGCACAGCAUGGGAGAGGGUGCUGACAUUCUGGAAUGGCAGGACCAUCCCUGGGAAGGGUGUGUGGUGCCUUUUGCUGGGUUGGUGUGUGAUACGGCUGCUGCCAUGUCCUGAAGGGAAGAAGUUCCCUUCAUGGGGUAAUGUUUGUAUCCUCUGUACUGCUGCUCUGUAAAUAAAGAUUUACCCUUGUGUAUAGAA